GGAUUAAGCUUAAGGUUGCGAUAGGCACCAGCUGAUAAAGUUGCAUCCAGUUUUGAAACUUUCAUUGCACAAACAGAAUAUCCAGUGCAAAGCAGACGUAAUAUCCGUUAAAUUUAAAACAGCCAGGAAUACAAUGCUCUCUUCUCUUUUUUAAUUUUAAUUGUAUUUCUCCUGGAUGGUUGCUCCUUGACUUGUAAAUGCCCCGAUUCUUUCGGAGGAGACGCCGGAAUAUAGUGGAAUUGACGCCAUGUUUGUUUUGAUUCAUGGACGAAGGCGCUGGCUGGGAGGGAAUUCGAAGGCGAAACUCUACUCAGUAUCAACAGUUUCGAGUUGUGCAUUUGUACCUGAGGAAGAAAGUGAAGACAGUGUUUAUCACCAGGGAGAACAUUAUUUAAACCCUACUCUUGCUGUUAUUGGUGCUCCAGAUCGGGAUAAUGAGAGAGAACUUGUAAAAUUGACGUCCUAACUCAAAUUGAAUUGAGUGCUGAAAGCAAGUGGUCUAAAUCACCUGACGGAGGCAGCAUCAAGAGGGCAAAAUGGACGUAAUUGGAGUGUCACGCUCAGGGAGGGUAAGGAAGAAACCAACAACGUUAAAAGACUUUGAGUCUCCAUAUGAUGUCAGACUGAAGCGUACAGCAGGCAGUCCCCCAAAUUUCCUCGAAAGGGAAAAGAACCCGAGCAAUCUCACAAAUAACGUUGAUGAAUCAAAUGGGAGUAUUGAAUAUGAUAUAUACAAUGUGAUAUAUGAACCGUUAAAAGUUGGUCACUGGAAAGAUGUCGACAGUGGAGAUGAGGAUACUAUAGAUGCUCAGGAAAUGCCCGAUGCUGAUAAAAUUGAUCCACUGCUGCUUGAAAAUGCCAAUUCAGAUGCACCUAUGGAAAAUUCAGAUAAUAACCCGGAAAGUGAGGUGCAAGCUGGAUCUCUUGAUACUAUUGUAGAUGAUUUAAUCGAAGUUAAGGAAGAACCUUUGGAAAUCGAUUUUUUGAGAGAUUAUAAGACGGGUGAGGAGGAUAUUGCUGAUGAAGAUGAUGAGGGUUUAGAGGAUGACCCUUUGCGUUUAGAUAAUGAUGCAGAAUUCAUACCAAUGGACACAUCAGAUUACAGCCAGAUUGAGUCAAUGAACCUACUAGUGAAUACAGGAAUGAAUGACACAAUGACAAAAGAUGGCCCAGUUAUACAUAAGAGUAAGCUGAAGGAUACAGAGAAAACAAUAUGGACAGGCUAUAGAUUGUGGGCCAAAGAAGCCAGAUCAGACAUUUUAAAGACCAGCCCAAAUAUGGUUUAUUACCUAAUACACAUUAUAUAUAAGCUUAUUUUUGUUUCAAACAGGAAUGGGAAUCCUAUAUCUACUGCAGUCAGAAGAACAGUACCCUCUCUAAGCUUUGUAGAUCAAGGAUUCAACAACAUUAUUAUUACGAGUGAAAAGGAGAAAACUGUCUUGAGGACGAAUGCAGGAAACAAGGAGGAGGCAUUAUUGUGGAAGGAUAUCUAUUGCCAGAGACACAACUACCAUUUUACCUGCAAGAAAAGUUAUACAGCAGCUAGAAUUAUUUUCUAUGGAGUGUAUCAGUGUUUUUAUGGAGAUAGACAGCAUGAGGACAGCCAGAAAACAUUAAAAAAGUGCCCUGUGAUGAUGUACGUGAAGAUCAAAGUACCCGCAAAAGACACCAUUGGAAAUGAUCCAUAUAUGAGGACUCACCCUUGCUUCAUCACAAUUAAGGGUGAUCACAACCACCACACUGUGUUUGAUGAACUUAGAGUUAUCAAAGCAGCUAAAGAAGAGUUUUUCAAGUACUUUGACUUAGGCAUGACAGCUGCUCAAGUUUCUAGAUUUCAUGAGGACAAGACAAAUCUACGUCUUGCAGACAUCGGAUAUGGUGCUGCAAAUCCAAGUAGUAGAGCAAUAUCUUCUGUAUACAAUCUGUGGUUAAAAGAAAGGUGUGAUAGAAUUGAUGACAUGAGCAUGUAUUCUGUAAUUAGAAAAUAUGCAAAGGAAAACCCAUCUUCAACAAUUGAACUUGAGGUCAGUGAAAAUGGAUUCACAGCUGUUUUGAUAACAGAUUUCAUGCGCCGAGUGCAUAAAGAGUUCAAGGAAGCAGGUGAUGUGGUGUUUGUAGACACAACCUGCCAUGUAAAUGAAGUGAACACUGCAGUGACAUGCCUUCUUUGUGCUGGACCUGCUGGUGCUGCUCCCUUAGGUGUAAUUUUUACAUCCUCCCAAGAAGAAGGAAGUUAUACAGCAGGAUUUAACAUGCUAAAGAAGCUGGUAGGCAAGGCUGCUUUUUAUUGGCAAGAAUAUCCACAUUGCUUCCGAACCAACAGAAGCAAGUCAGAACAAAAAGCACUAAAGGCUGUUUGGCCAGAAUCUCAGGUUUCCAUUAGCAACUACCAUGUGCUGCAGCAGGUUUGGCAGCGCCUCUGUAGUAAGUCCUAUAAAGUCAAGAAGGAGCAUCGUCCCCUGCUAAUGAAUAUUGCACAACAAAUGGUAUGCGCAGAUUCUCCUGAUAAGUUUAAAUACUUCUGGGAAUCCUUUUCUCAGAGUAAACAGUUCCAGCAGUAUGUCAAAUACAAAAGUUAUCUCACAAAUCUGGUAAAGAGGAAACAUGAAUGGAGCAUAGCCUAUGGGAAGCGAAUAUUACUACUUGACCAACAUACAAACAACAUUGCUGAGUCCACUAUGUGCAUCAUUAAAGAUAUUAUCCACAACAGAUGCAUAUCAUACACAACAACACAUCUGAUUAUCUUUAUGAAUGAAAUUUAUGAUGGUUACAUGAGGCAGUGUCUCUUUGAUGUGGCUCUUUCCCAAAUGAGAACCAACCCAAUAAUCAGAUCUAGUGGGGUUGGUAACUGUACAGAAGCUGAUAGAUGCAAGUUUACUGUGAAGAAUGUUUGCAAUAAAGAUGUUCAGUAUAAUGUAGACCUGACCAGUGGUACUUGUAACUGUGCAAAAGGACAGACUGGAGAUGCAUGCAAGCAUCUGAUUAAUUGUUGUGAAGCUUAUCUGCAGCAGCUACCACAGGACUUCAGAAGUACUACAGAAAAUCGACAGUGGCUUGCUAGUGUUGCAGUUGGCAAGAGACAAAUGUCUUCACUGAAGGAUUUUGCUGACAUGAAGAAAGUUGUUCCUAAUGGUUCUGUCAUUGCUACUUGGUGUGAAGGGUUUGAGGGAUUUCCAGAGGAUACAGCAAAUCCAAAAUCAAAACAGAUUUCACCCAAUAGCAAAAAUAAUUUUAGCAAAGCAUUAGAAGGUAUUAAAGACUUGCAAGAUGUCCUGUUCCAGGUAAUCAAUCAGUAUGGAGAUGAAGACACUUCAGAGGCAGUGGAUGCAAUGAAAAGAAGAUUAGAAUCAAUCAGAUCAACCACUCAGCUUAAUAAGUUCCUCUCUCAAAAUGACACAUCUAAGGGGGCUGGAUAAGAACGAAUGCAAAUGCUGCAUUACAGACAGGCAUGGCAAUAGGAAAUGCAUUUAUUCAGAAAGUAGAAUGGAUAUCUACUUUUGAAACUAAUUAAAGAUAUUACAGUAGCAACAAUGUUCCUAAAUCAUUCUGCAGAUACUUAGUACAAGAAAAGCAGAGCUGCUCUAAACAGGCACUGAAUGGAAGUACAGCUGUGAUACUUGUUUAUUAUUAGAACUCAUGAUAAGGAAUUUUGAUUAUUCAAUUAUAACUUGAUAAAGUAUAUGAGAGGAUAAAUGUGUGUGUGUGUGUGUGUCUCUCUCUCUCUCUCUCUCUCUCUCUCUCUCUCUCUCUCUCUCUCUCUCUCUCUCUUCUCUCUCUCUCUCUCUCUCUCUCUCUCUCUCUCUCUCUCUCUCUCUCUCUCUCUCUCUCUCUCUCUCUCUCUCUCUGUUUCUGUUUCUGUUUCUGUUUCUGUUUCUGUUUUAUUUACAUGCCUGUAAAAUACAUCCUAGCAAUUGUUUAUACUUAUUUGUUAAAUAAAUCAGACAAAAAGUAUGAUUUGCAGCUAUAUUAAUGUCAUUAUUGAUAAUAACCCUUUUAUACUUGUUAAAAGGUUCAGAGUGACUUUGAUGUCACAUAUGUACAUUUAUUUUUCAAGAGUCUGAUUAUAAAACUUGAACGUUUUGAGCAGUUUUUGUUUACCAGACAUUUGUGACUUGUAAGACCAAUUGUUUGCAUUUGCUGUCUACAAGUUGAUAAAAAAUGAAUUAGUAAAAAAAAAAAAUGAUGCAUACUGUAUAAUGCCAAGGUUCCAAUGUAAAGUUGAAAUAAACAGAUGGUCAGUGGAGAAAGUUAAUAAAUAUACCCAUUAUUACAUAAAUACAGUCUGAAUAAACAGACAUUGGUUAUGUGAACUAUCAAUUAUUAAUCAUAUCUGCAGUUGUAAUAAGAAUGCUGAACAUGAAA
This is a messenger RNA of Penaeus monodon (black tiger shrimp), 4362 nucleotides long. RefSeq lists its product as uncharacterized. Gene Ontology annotation, molecular function: zinc ion binding. Lineage: Eukaryota; Metazoa; Arthropoda; Malacostraca; Decapoda; Penaeidae. The record is from RefSeq and is a predicted model, not a curated record.